Molecule: messenger RNA, 378 nt
Organism: Echinostoma caproni
Lineage: Eukaryota; Metazoa; Platyhelminthes; Trematoda; Plagiorchiida; Echinostomatidae
Source: the annotation of a GenBank genome assembly
AUGAGCGGUCGCGGUAAAGGUGGUAAGACACGCGUCAAGUCGAAGACCAGGUCAACCCGUGCUGGGCUUCAGUUCCCAGUUGGUCGUGUGCAUCGUCUGCUUCGCAAGGGUAACUACGCUGAACGCGUUGGCGCCGGAGCUCCUGUGUACCUGGCAGCUGUGUUGGAGUACUUGGCCGCUGAGGUUCUCGAGUUAGCUGGCAAUGCUGCUCGCGACAACAAGAAGACCCGUAUCAUCCCUCGCCACUUGCAAUUGGCCAUCCGCAACGAUGAGGAGUUGAACAAGCUGUUGGGUGGUGUCACCAUUGCUCAGGGUGGUGUUUUGCCCAACAUCCAAGCUGUUCUGCUGCCCAAGAAGACCGACAAGGUCAAGGCCUAG